AGUGUGUGUGUUUCCUCUAGUUCUUUAUCAGAGUCCCCAAAAUAAGUAGGAAUGGGCAGCGUCUGCUCACAUACAGCACACCUUUUCCAGCUGCUACUACGGCCGGACAGGCUGGAAGAGUCCUUCCCUGCCUUGCCCUGGGAGAGAAGCCACCGAGACCAUCCUAAGGCACCAUGCGGCUGCUUCAAGUGACAGCUCUUUUCUUCCUUGUGUCCAGCUGUAUCUGCCAGAGCGAGGACAGCGGAGAUGUUCAAAAUAUAUCUACUCCAUCACUGCCAGAAAAUUCUACAACAAAAUCAUCUGUCACGACGACAAGCACUGUGGCAAUAAAAAAUCUUAGCAACCCGACAGUUGGAACACCAGCUAAAGGCACAGCCAAUGAUGAAUUAUCCAAAACAACUCUGGUACCAGCAUUUAAUUCACUGACAACAGUAAAAAGUGAAAAACCAACAACUCCUAGCCUUAUAAAGAAUGAAGUUCCCACGACAAACACAACAGUGCCAAAUCCUCUUGUUUCAAAUGCUGUUUCAACCCUACCAAGUUCCCAGCACAAAACUGAGAAUCAGAGUUCAAUCAAAACACCAGAAGUACCAGUUGACACUCAACUGCCAGAUGCCUCGCCUAAAACCAUCGUGCCACCCUCAGCAUCACUAACAACUGCAAAAACCAUCCCACAGCUGCAAGACACUGAAGAUGGGAAGAUCACAGCCACUCCAUCAACCACCCCCUCUUACUCUAGCACUCCAGAAAAUGGGAAUGAUCAGCCUCAGUCCGAUAAAGAGAGCGUGAAGCUGCUCACUGUGAAAACAAUCUCUCAUGAGUCUGGCGAGCACUCUGCACAGGGGAAAACCAAGAACUGACAGCAUGAUGGAUCCUCCCUACACCUGGGCAAUAAAUAUGUUUAAUCUUCAGCUUCUAAGAUCCAAGGAUGGAAAGGAGACAGUCCCGAAGAACCAAUUCCAUCUCACGGUCUCCUCACAAAUCUACAUCAGUUGCCUUUCCCUGCAAAAGAUUGACAUACCAUAACCCAAUAGAAACAUAAAGAGUUCUAGAUAGCUCCUGUCUGAGAUGUAGAAAAUCAAAUGACUCUAGUUUUCAGGGACAUUUCAAGGAGGAACUUUUGUGAGCAGUGACCCCUCAGCCUAGGCAGGUGGGCUCCCGGGAGACAAGCCAUAGAUGAGUUUAGAGUUUCCAGGGCUGAGUUUACAGCCUUGAUCCAUGGAGACCUGCCUAUCUUCUUUGUGUUCAUAUAUUAGCUAGUGUUAGUAUUUAUUGUUUCCCACUAUGUUAAUGCAGGGAGAUUUUGCAAGUGUGUUAUUAUGUUAAGUAGAAAUCAUACCAUGUUCCUCUGUACAGACAGGUAUGCUAUUCAUGUUUUCAUGUGUUACUUUUUAAUAAAUAAUGGCUGUACUCAGCACACUAAACAUUACAUCAUGA
Peromyscus leucopus (white-footed mouse) is the source of this 1437-nucleotide messenger RNA. It is a transcript of the gene Emcn, whose product is annotated as endomucin. The record is from RefSeq and is a predicted model, not a curated record. NCBI's taxonomy places the organism in Eukaryota, Metazoa, Chordata, Mammalia, Rodentia, Cricetidae. The transcript has 11 exons. Bases 174 to 860 code for a protein of 228 amino acids.